UGUUUAGCAUUGAUUGUGGUGUGUAUUUGUGGGACAAUAUGUGCCCAAUCGGCUCUACAGACAAACUACGAGUACUACACCGCCGGUGGCAUAAAGUCGGGACUGAAGGCCGACACACAGGACUUUAUACUCAACGGCAAAAAGAUAAGCCUAUUUAGCGGUUCAUUGCAUUACUUUCGGUUACCGCAAGAGUACUGGAAGGACAGGCUAUUGAAGUUCAGAGCCGCCGGACUCAACGCAGUGCAGACAUACAGCCCAUGGAAUCUACACGAAGAGACUCCUGGCCACUGGGACUUCGAGACCGGUGUCCUAAACCUGAGAGCGUUUUUGGAUGCAGUCAAAGAGGCCGACAUGUUUGUCAUGUAUCGGAUCGGGCCGUAUAUGUGCGGUGAGUGGGAUCUGGGCGGCUACCCGUCGUGGCUGCUCCGGGACCCCCAUAUGAGACUCCGGUCCAACUAUAAGCCACAUUUGGAGGCGACGGAAACGUUCUACAAGAAGGUGUUGGCCAUCAUUGAUGAAUACCAGUUCACUAAAGGCGGACCCGUAAUAGCGAUGCAGUUUGAGAACGAGUUCGGAGGCAUUCACAGCGCCAACGAUAAGGAGUACUUCCAGUUCAUGAAGAAUACCAUUGAGUCCAACGGUUUCAAAGAGUUGCUCACAAAUUGCGACUCCUUUGGCACAGCGGCCGACUCCGUGAAGCUCGGCUUUAAAGAUGUUUUAGAGACCGACAACUUUAAUACCGAUUCCCUAAAACUGUUGACCGCGUUGCGUAAGGCGCAGCCCAAUAAGCCCCUGUAUGUGUCGGAGUUUUGGCCAGGGUGGUACGAUUCCUGGGGCGAAAAACAACACCACGUUUACGACGUGAACAAGUUUGAGAAGGAGGUGACGGAUGUCUUAUUCAACGCCAACUCAUCCAUCAAUUUCUACAUGUUUUUUGGCGGCACUAACUUUGGGUUCAUGAAUGGCGAUACUGUGGUCACCAGUUAUGAUUACGACGCCCCUAUAUCUGAGUCCGGCAAUUAUACGCCAAAGUAUUGGAAAACAAAGGAAUUAAUAGAAAAGUUUGUUAAAGAAAGAGGUUUACCACAACUAUUGAUACCCAAACCCCCGGCGGUUCCCAAAGCCAAGGCUUACGGAAUCCAAUUUCAGCAACUGAUAGACAGAGACCUCCUGCACAACUCGCUCACAAACUUACAGAAAUUCAAACACUUGAAAAUAACCGGAGGCGCCUCCGAUCGGGCGGUUGUGCUCAUAGACCACAAUCCGGUGGGACUCGUGGACAGCACUAAAGACUACGAACUGGACGUAAAUGACUCUCAAUUUGCAAACACAACGACUCAUACGUUGGAUAUUAUUGUGGAAAACACGGGUCGAGCGAAGAUUGGGGGAGGAAUUAAUACGGCCCGCAAAGGUCUAAACGGAGACGUGACUAUCGACGGGAAAAUAGAGUCACAUUUUGAGACAUUUCCCAUUGAAUUGAAACAACAAUUUGUACAACAAAUGCAAGAAUUAAAGGGAAAGCCAUUCGUUGAGGGCAUCAAAAGUCCAUCACUUUAUAGGUUAUCAUUGGAUAUAAAGGAGAGUCCGAGCGAUACGUUUGUCCGAUUGGACGGCUGGACGAAAGGCAAUGUGUUUGUCAAUGGCUUCAAUGCGGGCCGUUAUUACUNCUUUAUAGGCAAUGUGUUUGUCAAUGGCUUCAAUGCGGGCCGUUAUUACUCAGUCGGUCCGCAACACACUCUGUAUAUACCGGCGCCGCUCUUGAAGUCAGGCCUAAACCAUAUCUCAGUGUUUGAAUUGCAUUCACCCAAAGAUGUCAUUCAAUUCACUGACACUCCAGACUUGGGACCGGUUUAA
Medioppia subpectinata is the source of this 1854-nucleotide messenger RNA. NCBI's taxonomy places the organism in Eukaryota, Metazoa, Arthropoda, Arachnida, Sarcoptiformes, Oppiidae. The record is from the annotation of a GenBank genome assembly.